AUGAAGAUGCCGCGUAGGCCUAUCAACUUCGUCCCCGCAAAAGAAGGAGAGAUACUAAAGCUGGGACACAUCACAUGUCGAAUCAUGGAAGACGGCUCAAGAACGGGUACGCCUCCACAACUCCCCUCACACUACAUCCAACUAACACAAAAUCCAGACAAUAGAAUCGGCAGCGCCGAAUUCACCCUACCUCCCAAUACCGCCGGCCCACCCGCCCACUGGCACGAAAUGCACGACGAGACCUUUCUCGUCACGCAAGGCGUCGUUCGCUUCCACGCGCCCGACGGUGCCUACCACGACGCACACGUGGGCGACUACAUCACCGUGCCGAUCCGGGCACCACACACCUUUUCGAACCCGACAGAUCAGGAGGCGAAGUUCUUUAAUACGUUUACGCCGGCAUUUUAUAUUGAUUAUUUUAAGAUCCUGGCGGAAGUUAGCAGGAGCGAUGAGAAGAUGAGUAAGGAGAAGAAUUUGGAGGUUAUGGCGAGGUUUGCGACGAUGCCGGCGAAUGAGAUGCUGAAGGAGAUGAAUGGGGGGCAGAAGUAG
Molecule: messenger RNA, 549 nt
Organism: Macroventuria anomochaeta
Lineage: Eukaryota; Fungi; Ascomycota; Dothideomycetes; Pleosporales; Didymellaceae
Product: RmlC-like cupin
Exons: 1
Coding region: 1-549 (182 amino acids)
Source: RefSeq, a predicted model, not a curated record